AUGAGGUCAUUGUUAUUAUAUGCCUCAAUAAUCCAGUUACUUUAGAGGAUAAUGAUCUGGAAUAUGGCAAUCUAAAAACGAAAGUGUAUAUAUAUUUUAUAUUAAUAGAGUUGGAAUGUAAGUUGCUAAAGAGUGUACAAAGCAUAGCUUGCUUGGCAAGAUGA
Paramecium pentaurelia is the source of this 164-nucleotide messenger RNA. Lineage: Eukaryota; Ciliophora; Oligohymenophorea; Peniculida; Parameciidae. The record is from the annotation of a GenBank genome assembly.